Trichomycterus rosablanca is the source of this 1473-nucleotide messenger RNA. RefSeq names its product makorin, ring finger protein, 1 (gene mkrn1). Lineage: Eukaryota; Metazoa; Chordata; Actinopteri; Siluriformes; Trichomycteridae. The transcript has 8 exons. Bases 1 to 1347 code for a protein of 448 amino acids. Gene Ontology annotation, biological process: protein polyubiquitination. Gene Ontology annotation, molecular function: metal ion binding; ubiquitin protein ligase activity. The record is from RefSeq and is a predicted model, not a curated record.
AUGGCGGAGGCAGCAGCGGCGGCAGCGUCUACGGCGGCUCCGGUAACAACAACUGGAGGCUGGACCAAACACGUUACCUGCAGGUAUUUCAUGCAUGGUGUUUGCAAAGAAGGUGACAACUGCCGAUACUCGCAUGACCGCAGCACCAACACACCAGCCAUGAUCUGCAAGUUCUUUCAGAAAGGUUGCUGUGCAUUUGGAGACCGUUGCAGGUAUGAACACAUCAAACCAGCCAAGCAAGAGGAACUUCCUGGCCCUACGCCUUCUGCCCCGCUGCCUGCUGCCCUUCUCACUCUUGCUGAUACACCCGAAUCUGUGCCCAGUGGGUCAGGUGGCCCGACUGAUGCCCAGGAAAGGGCCCAGCCCUCUGUAGCAGUUGACUGGGUCAAUGCUGCGGAGUUUGUGCCAGGUCAGCCGUAUUGCGGGAGAGCUGACCCUGUGCUUGUGGAUAGUCCUGGACCACUCAUUGAGGAUGAGUUUGAGAAGGAACAAGGUGACAAAGAGCUAAAGAAGCAGCUGUGCCCUUAUGCAGCUGUGGGCGAGUGUCGCUAUGGCCUCAACUGUGCCUAUUUGCAUGGAGACGUGUGCGAUAUGUGCGGCUUGCAGGUGCUCCAUCCGUCCGACACUGCUCAGCGCUCUCAGCACAUCAAAGCGUGCAUCGAGGCACAUGAGAAAGACAUGGAGAUCUCAUUUGCUAUCCAGCGCAGUAAGGACAUGAUGUGUGGCGUGUGCAUGGAGGUAGUGUUUGAAAAGACCAAUCCUAGCGAGCGCCGCUUUGGCAUUCUCUCCAACUGUAACCACUGCUACUGUCUCAAAUGCAUCCGCAAGUGGAGGAGCGCCAAGCAAUUUGAGAGCAAAAUCAUAAAGUCGUGCCCAGAGUGUCGGAUCACUUCCAACUUUGUCAUACCAAGUGAAUACUGGGUGGAGGACAAAGAGGAAAAGCAGAAGCUCAUCCAGAAGUACAAGGAUGGCAUGGGGACUAAGCCCUGUCGGUAUUUUGAUGAGGGCCGUGGAACCUGCCCAUUCGGAGCCAACUGCUUCUACAAGCAUGCUUUUCCUGAUGGCCGCCUGGAGGAGGCUCAGCCUCAGUCCCAAACCCAGCGAAGGCAGAAUGGUUCCAACGGUAGAAACAGGAGCACUCGGCGCACCCCCCUGUGGGAUCUGUUCGACGAGCGUGAGAGCAGUGACUCUUUGGACAACGAUGACGAGGAGAUGGUAACGUUUGAGCUGAGCGAGAUGCUCCUGAUGCUACUGGCUGCAGGAACCGACGACGACGUCACCGACUCCGAAGACGAGUGGGACUUGUUUCAUGAGGAGCUGGAUGAUUACUACGAGCUUUACCUAUAGCGGCUCUGCAUCACUCCCUCUCUUCUUUCAUCCCUUACUAAUCUUUCACAAUAAAUUACUCCCCAUCCCUCGUAGUAGAAACUAGACUGAAGUGUCUCGUGUGAGUGAUGGGCAGUAGCAUAUUAC